AUGUUAUAAAAAUUUGGAAAAGAAGCUUACGAUUUAAAAUUUGAGAAAUACUUUGAUUUGAUUGAUGAUACGUUUUCAUUAAAUCCAUAGACUAUGGCGAUUUCAUAAAAUGGUAAAUACAUAUUUUAUCGGCAUGGAACUUACACAGUUAACAGCUAACAUACUUUUAUUAACUCUUAAAGCAAAGUCAUCUUAAGGAUAUCAGGUAUUGUUUAAGCCUGCUUCUCCUCAGACUCAAAAUUUUUACUUUUUUCUUAGAGAUCUAAUGAAAAUAUAACCUAUCUUUGUCUCCUAAAUUGUGAAGAAGAAUAGCUGAUUUGGAAAAAAGAACUUAAUAAAAAUGAGUUCGAAAAAGAUUCAAUAUUUUAAAUACAAUUUAGUUAUUUAAAUGAAUUUGCAAUCAUAAGCACUCGUUUUUAAAGAUAUUUUCAAAUUUCUAUUGAUGGAACAUAUAAGGAAUUAGUUUUAAAAUAAUAUUAACCAAUGAAAUACUUUGAUUAAUUAAAAUUUUUAGAUGGGGAGUCCUUUAUUAUUGGGAAAAUUGAUUAAACUUAGAGGGAAAAAAAAUAUUCUUAUUAUUUUAUUUACAAACAAAAUCGUCUGAUUUUUAGUUGGAAAACAGUUGCUUCAAAAAACCAAAGAUUUGAAAUCCAGAAUAAAUUCUUGAUUGUUUUAAGAGAUACUUCUAGAUUUUCCUUAAGAUUAACGACAACAGGAAAGCUUAUAAGAAGCUUAUUCAUUCUUUCAGAAGAAUCACUUAAUUUUAUUUAUUUUAAGAAUGUAUUCUAUUAAUUAGGUUUACUAAAUUUAAUAAAAUACGAUUUAACCUAAGGUAAGAAAAUUUAAACUAAUUGCUAAAUGCCUAAGAAACAUUAAAAUGAAUUGGAUCAUUUGAGAAAAGAUUAAAAUAUUAUUCGAGUACAUACUUUUGAUGAAGGAUUUAUUAGAAGAUUAGAAUUUUUCAAAUUAAAAUAAUAUAAUCAAUGA
Molecule: messenger RNA, 987 nt
Organism: Paramecium octaurelia
Lineage: Eukaryota; Ciliophora; Oligohymenophorea; Peniculida; Parameciidae
Source: the annotation of a GenBank genome assembly